Messenger RNA from Phialemonium atrogriseum, 1888 nucleotides. RefSeq names its product hexokinase-1. The record is from RefSeq and is a predicted model, not a curated record. Gene Ontology annotation, cellular component: cytosol; mitochondrion. Gene Ontology annotation, biological process: glucose 6-phosphate metabolic process; glycolytic process; mannose metabolic process. The transcript is spliced from 3 exons. Lineage: Eukaryota; Fungi; Ascomycota; Sordariomycetes; Cephalothecales; Cephalothecaceae. Gene Ontology annotation, molecular function: glucokinase activity; mannokinase activity; D-glucose binding. Bases 116 to 1765 code for a protein of 549 amino acids.
ACCCAUGGCUUAACCUUCCGGUGCCUCGCCCUCUUCGAGCAUGCUCCUACUACUACUUCUUUGCCUUCCCCCUUCCCCGUUGGUGACCUGACUAGCUGCCUCUCUUUCGAAUGUCAUGCAGCCGCUCAUUUCUGCAAUGACAACACUGCGCGAGGUCAUCGUUGCCGCUCUCAAGUCCCUGCUGCGAGGGAAGUCCUUCUUCGAAGCCUUCCUCGCCCUCUGGAUCGACCCGGCGACCCCGAAAGGCCAGGAGGUCGAGACUGAAAAUGUCCCGUCCGCGACGAUAGAAGACUUCCUCAAGGAGGCGGAGCAGCUGUUCAUCCCCCCGUCGGACGGCCGAAGGCUGAAAGAGUUCGCGUCCAAGCUCAAAGUCCAGUUCCGGGAGGGCCUGUCGUCAAACCCGGCAUGCAUGCUCCCGUCCUACAACCACCGGCUACCCAAUGGCUACGAGUGUGGGCAGUAUCUGGUUCUGGACGUUGGCGGUUCCAACCUGCGCGUCGCGUUGGUUGAGCUGAGGAGCCGCGGGGCGCGUGGCAGUGAGAGCGGAAUCGUCCGCAUGGAUUCAUUCAAGAUCGACACCCUGGUCAAGAGUCUCGAGGGCAUGGACUUUUUCGACUGGGUGGCUGGGAGGAUAUCCGAGACUCUUUCCAAGGGCGAAAAGAAGCACAGUCAUGACCCGGAGAGCCCGCUCCCUAUGGGGCUGGCGUGGAGCUUCCCUAUCGAACAAACAUCUCUAAAGGGUGGCCGGUUACACGGUAUGGGGAAAGGCUUCUUGGCGGCAAACGGGCUCGUUGGCCAGGAUCUGGGAGAAAUCAUCAAGUCUGCAUGCAUGAAGAAGGGGCUCCACGUCGAGCUCUCUGCCAUUGUAAACGACUCGGCAGCGGCAUUGCUAUCGGAAGCAUACAUCAACUCGUCGACCCGUUUCAGUCUCAUCCUUGGCACUGGCGUCAACAUCGCCGCGCACCUCCCAAUUCCGACCAUCGGGCAAGCCAAGUAUGGUGCUCGCCCUGACAGUUGGUUCGAGAGCGCAAGCCACGUGGUCGUCAAUACGGAGCUAGGAAUGUUUGGCAAGGGCAUUCUCCCCCUCACCCGGUGGGAUCGGUUGCUCAACGCCUCGCAUCCCCUGCCCGACUUCCAGCCUUUGGAGCAACUCGUCAGCGGCUUUUACCUGGGCGAGAUAUGCAGGCACGCGCUCGUCGAGGCCAUCGACACGACAGGCAUCUUUGGGGGGGUCCUCCCGCCGUCGCUCUCCAAACCUUACUCGCUCGAGACCGAGACGUUAUCCAUAAUCGAAGCAGACACCAGCCCAUCACUCUCGAUCGCUAUCUCCACCUUCAAAUCCCGCCACCCCUCCCCCGUCGAUCCAACCCCAGCCGACCUCUCCGCCCUCCGCACCCUCUCCUCCCUCAUCUCCCGCCGCUCCGCCUCCAUCGUCGCAGCCUCGCUCUUCGCCCUCUGGCAGCUGAAAUCCGAGUCCGAGACCGCGCACCUCCGCUCCCUGCCGCCGGGCCACCCCUUCGCCCCCGCAAUAGAGGCCGAGCUCGCCCUGCCGCGCACCCUCGUCUCCUUCAACGGCUCCGUCAUCGAGAACUACCCGCACUACCUGACCACCUGCCAGCGCGCCAUCGACGGCCUCAUGGCGACCUCCGGCGACGACGAGGACGAGGAUGAGUGCGGUCUCCCGGGAGCCCUCGACCUCGUCGCCGCAAAGGAGAGCUCCCUCCUCGGCGCCGCCGUCGCGCUCGCUUGUCUCGAGGCCGAGUAGCGGGCCGGGACACACCCCCUGUCGAAAUGCGUGUGGGGAAGGAGGAGGGGAAGGAAGAGAGAGAGAGAGAGAGAGAGAGAGAAGUCUUGGCGGUUAUCUAUUGGCAUCCAUCGGCAAAUCAAU